AUGCAAAGUGAUGAGGACCCAGCAGCGCUGCAGAUGAGCACAGACUCACAGCCCAGCAGACUGUCUGAUGGUGACUGGUUUGCACCUAAAAGAGGGCUGCAUGUGGCGGCAGCAAUGUGGGUGCAAAGGGCUUUGCCCGGCGUCUACCAACGGCUCUUGCCCUUGGGCUUGGAGCCUCGAAUCCAAAGAAAGCCAUCCACACAUUGUCGUCUGGCAGCCCUUGGAUUCUACCUGUUGCUGCUGACGGCUGGCCAGGGGUUGCUGAUGUACAAAGUGAUCAAAAUGCAGAGAGAGAUACUGAAACUUCAAGAACAAAACACCACCUAUAGAGAAGAGAUUCUGAAGAGUUCCUUUGCCAGCAAACUGAGCAUGGGUCAUGAAGAAAACUGGCGGAAAAGCUUAGAAGAGGAAAUCACCAUUAUUAAAAGCAGUAACGCGGAUAUGAUGAUGAUGAUGAAGAACAUCACUCUGGUUGCAGGGCCUCCUGGACGCAAAGGAGAACCUGGUCCACGAGGUUUGGUAGGUGUCCAAGGACAGAAAGGCGAAAUGGGCAAGAAAGGAGACCCUGGGCCCCGUGGACUCAUGGGUCCUCAGGGACAGCAGGGAGUCCCUGGACUACCAGGCUUCAAUGGUAGCACGGGGGAGCCUGGACGUCCUGGGCAGAAAGGAGAAACAGGUGAAAUUGGACAACGUGGACCUGUGGGAAUUCCUGGCCCUGAAGGCAGACCUGGUCAGAAAGGGGAGAAAGGGGACCAAGGGCCCAGUGGUAGUCCAGGACUGCCAGGCACUGCAGGACUCAGAGGUGAAAAGGGAGACAGAGGAGAAAGAGGUCCUCCAGGGCAAAAGGGGAAAAAGGGAGACCAGGGACCCCCAGGAAUCCCAGGCCAAAGUGGUGAAAAAGGAAGCAAGGGUGAUCAUGGCAGUCAGGGACCAAAAGGAGAACCAGGAGAAAAAGGAGCCAAGGGAGACCGUGGUUCCACUGGUUCCCCAGGAGCAAAAGGGAGCAAAGGUGAAAAGGGAGAAGUGUCACACAAUGAAUACAUACGAAUUGCCGGAGGGAGCAAUAAGGGUCGCGUGGAAAUCUUUCACCAAGGGUCCUGGGGAACAAUAUGUGAUGAUGGCUGGAGCAUCCAAAAUGCCAAUGUGGUCUGCCGAAUGCUAGGAUACAGCCGUGCGAUCUCUGCCUUCACAGCCACAGCAGGCACUGGACGAAUUUGGCUUGAUGACGUGAAUUGCCACGGGAAUGAACAUACCAUUCUCGACUGUCCAAAGCCGGACUGGGGUGUGAACAACUGCUCCCACAGUGAAGACGCUGGGGUGGAGUGCAAUUGAUGCUACCUAAAGGCUGCCCUUGGAGCUGCUGCCUGCUUCUACUCUCCAUGGCGCUCUUCUUCGCAACGCAAACCCGGUUUCAUAAG
Pogoniulus pusillus (Red-fronted tinkerbird) is the source of this 1418-nucleotide messenger RNA. RefSeq names its product macrophage receptor with collagenous structure (gene MARCO). The coding region runs from base 1 to 1332 and encodes 443 amino acids. Gene Ontology annotation, cellular component: membrane. The transcript is spliced from 13 exons. The record is from RefSeq and is a predicted model, not a curated record. NCBI's taxonomy places the organism in Eukaryota, Metazoa, Chordata, Aves, Piciformes, Lybiidae.